Coccidioides immitis RS is the source of this 804-nucleotide messenger RNA. Its product is annotated as RPEL repeat protein. The transcript has 3 exons. The coding region runs from base 149 to 565 and encodes 138 amino acids. NCBI's taxonomy places the organism in Eukaryota, Fungi, Ascomycota, Eurotiomycetes, Onygenales, Onygenaceae. The record is from RefSeq and is a predicted model, not a curated record.
CUAUAAAACACGAUCUGUACCUCGCCUUCUCUCUGUACACCGUAUUUAUAGAAAUUAUCGCCGUAAGGGGCAAUCUACUUCAUCAUAACUGCCAGUAACCCCUGUCGUAUUUUCGCUCCGAACGUCCUCUAUAGCGAGCUGCCGCACCAUGACUGACUCCCCGCGUGUCGAUGAGUCUCCUAUUUCGCCGACCCUAGAGCGGCGCAACUCGCUGGAGAAAUAUCUCCAGCGCCGUCCGAACCCCCAGGAGCUCAAGGACAGACAUAUCCUGCUGGACACAAACGCUGCACCAUCCCUCCAAGCUGCACAGCACGAACUCGCUCGCCAUCGCGCCAUGGACAGCCUCAAGCGGCAUCUAGAAAAGAGACCGGAUAGAGAUACUCUUAUCGAACGCAACAUCCUUCCAUCCUCCACCGCCGCUCCGGCCCUGCAGGCCCAUGCCAAAGAAUUGGAAAGACAUAUGGUGGCGGACUCGUUGGAGCACAAGAUCCAAAACCGGCCAAAGCCGGAGGACUUGAUUAAGUCCGGGAUUUUGGAUGAGGAAGAGGAUCCGAGGAAGGUGUGAUGAGGUGCAAGUGUUUGAAUUAAUUGGUGUCAAUUGGCUCUUGUAUGCGUUGGGGCGUUCUUUUUGGAGGAUUCUUUUUGACCCUGGUAAUGGUUUCGCUACAGAAACAGAAUAUAUGGCAAUGGGGAUAGGUUGAGAUGACUUUGGUUCAUGCUUCUGCGAUAAUUAUUAUUAUGGAUUGAUGACCUGAAGGAAUUAGAUGAUAUUCGACAUGUGGAUCUGAUAUCAUUUUCGGCCCA